AGGAUUGAAGAUAAAUUCAGAUUUUGCAAUUUCGAAUGUUCAGAUGGAGAGCAAAAUUACAAUGACAUAUAUUCAGAAACAAAAAAAAUAUGAUAAUUCAUAGCAGAAAAAAAAAACUAGGGGGAUUUUUCUUCUUACAAAUACAUUUAAUAAUAAUGAAAAAUACACCUCACCACACUUUUAGAGCGCUGGAAGUUAUAGAUUUGUUGUAAUAGGUAACUGGGAAACUUGGGAAGCAUGCCAUCCUCUUUGUGUAUCAGAAGAAAACAAGAGCCAAAGGAAUCGGAGUGACCUGUACUUCUGAUUAAAUCAUUCCCACAGAUGAAAUGUGAAGACGUGAAAGCAGAUGAUAAUACUUCCACCAUAAAGCAAUUUGUGCUCUUGGGAUUUUCUGACCUUCCAAACCUCCAACGGUUACUAUUUGGAGUGUUCUCCACCAUUUACGUUAUUAUCUUAAUUGGAAAUAGCCUCGUAAUAACAAUAACCAGGCUUGACAAGGCACUACAGAAACCCAUGUAUUUUUUCCUGGCGCAUCUUUCCUCGUUGGAAAUCUGUUACGUGUCCGUCACUCUCCCUAGGAUUCUGGUGAACCUUUGGACUCAGGAUAGAAGCAUUUCUAUGCUGGGCUGUGCCUCCCAGAUGUGCUUCUUCCUCGCGUUGGGAGCCACUGAGUGUUUCCUCCUGACAGUAAUGGCCUAUGACCGCUACGUGGCCAUUUGUAACCCUCUGCACUACCUUCUUGUCAUGAACCAGAAGAUGUGUAUCCAACUGGCUGUUGGCUCCUGGAUCGGUGGAGUCCCAGUCCAGAUAGGACAAACAUGUCAGAUUUUCUCUCUGCAUUUCUGUAAUUCUAACCAAAUCAACCACUUCUUCUGCGACAUACCCCCCAUCCUCCGGCUAGCCUGUGGGGACCUCUUUGUACAUGAGAUAUCGGUCUAUGUAUUAGCUAUGUUGUUUGUCACACUUCCUUUUGUGUUGAUACUUGUCUCUUACAGCAAAAUCAUUUCCACCAUUCUCAAGUUGCCAACCACCAGGGGACGGGCCAAAGCUUUUUCCACCUGUUCUUCCCACCUGCUGGUCGUGUUUUUAUUCUUUGGAUCCGCUACCAUUACCUACUUAAGGCCCAAGUCCAAUCAUUCUGCAGGAACUGACAGACUGCUCUCUCUUUUCUAUACCACAGUGACGCCAAUGUUUAAUCCCCUGAUAUACAGUCUUAGGAACAAGGAUGUGACUGCAGCCCUGAGAAAACUAUUACUUAAAAAAAUGGCGUGA
Molecule: messenger RNA, 1272 nt
Organism: Acinonyx jubatus (cheetah)
Lineage: Eukaryota; Metazoa; Chordata; Mammalia; Carnivora; Felidae
Product: olfactory receptor 10AG1-like
Exons: 1
Coding region: 322-1272 (316 amino acids)
Biological process (GO): G protein-coupled receptor signaling pathway
Cellular component (GO): membrane
Molecular function (GO): olfactory receptor activity; G protein-coupled receptor activity
Source: RefSeq, a predicted model, not a curated record